ACCAAGCAAGAAGAGGCUUUGCAAGAAAAUUAAAAACUUCGCUGUCAAUGAACGAACUGUCAUAACAAACCAAAAUAACCUCAAAAGAUGUAUUUUGCGAAAAAUUCAAACAUUUUGUGUAAUAAAUACGGAAGACUUGUAUUAAAAUGGAAUUACACGAGUUGUGUACGCGUCAAAAGUACGGCCGCACCAAAGACCAAAACAUAUUCUCACACUAUUCUUUCUCCAAAGACCGAUUUUCCUACUCGUUCGAAUAACGCGAUAAAGGAAAAUAUUCAAAAGACUGCUCAGUUUACAGAACUAUAUAACUGGCAAAGGCAACACCUUAAAGGGCCUGAGUUCGUACUACAUGAUGGUCCUCCGUAUGCUAAUGGAGAUUUACAUAUGGGCCAUGCUGUGAACAAGAUAAUCAAAGACAUAAACAAUAGGAGCCAAGUGCUCCAAGGCAACAGAGUGCAUUACAUCCCUGGCUGGGACUGUCACGGUCUACCCAUAGAGCUCAAAGCUCUACAAAAGGCAAAGAAAUCAUCCACAAACAGCCAAAUCUCAGACUCAGUACAUAUAAGAGAAAUCGCAAGAACAUUUGCUUUAGAAACUGUUGAAAAACAAAAGGAUGCAUUUAAAAAAUGGGGUGUCAUGGCCGACUGGGAUGAACAAUGCUAUUUAACGCUAAAUAAAGGAUAUGUACAGAAUCAGUUAAGGCAGUUCCAUAAGAUGUAUAAGUCUGGGUUAAUAUUUCGGGCAUUAAAACCUGUUUAUUGGUCGCCUUCUUCCAAAACAGCUUUAGCAGAAGCAGAGUUAGAAUAUGAUCCUCAGUUCAAAAGCAAAGAAGUUUAUGUAAGAUUCCCACUGGAAAAUGUAUCUAACAUAAUCAAAGAUGCUGCUAAAGGCAAGAACAUCUCAGCCAUAAUCUGGACGACCACACCUUGGACGCUAGUGGCAAACCGAGCGAUCUGCUACAAUCCUCAGAUGAAGUACAGCAUUGUGUCUCUCGGUGGAAGACCAGACCUAUUCCUAGUUGCCAGUGGACUGGUCCAGCAGUUACAGGAGGUUCUGAAGGUGGAAAUUAAUGUGGUUGCCGAGUUUGAUGGCCAACACCUACAAGGUACGACCUACCAUAACAAGCUUGUGAACCAAACAUUACCAUUCCUGGAGGGGGACCACGUGACCGACGUGAAAGGGACAGGGCUAGUACACACUGCGCCGGCGCACGGACCGGAAGACUUCCUUGUCGCUUUGAAGAAUAAUAUGAUUGUGGAAUGCAACGUAGACGAAUCAGGUCGUUACACCAACUUAGACCAAGAGUUAAAUGGUCUACCAGUGUUAUCUGAAGGUCAGGAGCUGGUGAUUACCAGACUGGGUGAUGACGUCAUGCAUAGAGAUGUGUUUGUCCACUCGUAUCCCCUGGACUGGAGGACGAAGAAGCCGGUCAUCAUCAGAGCCAGCCAGCAGUGGUUCAUUGAUACUGCCGCGUUGAAGGAUAAAGCUUUGGCAGCGCUAGAAAAAGUAGAAAUCCUCCCACCGUCCAGCAGUGACCAGUAUCGGCAGGGAUUCAGAGCCCAGCUGGAGAAGAGACCGUACUGGUGUAUAUCCCGGCAGAGGGCGUGGGGGGUGCCUAUACCUGCACUGUAUAAUCGGGAUAGUGUUCUCGUGGACGAACGCAUCAUAGACAAGCUCUGCUCUAUGAUAGAGUCGCGCGGCGCUGACGUGUGGUGGACUUGUGACGUCACUGAGUUACUGCCCGAUGACGUCAUCAAAGAACAUAAGUUGGAUGCCCACGAUGUUACUAAAGGCAAGGACAUAAUGGACAUAUGGCUGGACUCUGGUCUAUCAUGGAGCACCCUGCAUGGUCGCACCGCUCGGUUAUACUCUGAGGGAGUGGACCAGUUGACUGGAUGGUUCCAAGCAUCACUGCUUACCUCGCUAGCGUUGACUGGGGAGGCGCCUUAUAAGUCAAUAUUCGUCCACGGCUUUGUAGUUGACGACAAGAAGCGCAAGAUGUCGAAGUCUAUAGGCAACGUGAUAGACCCCAUAACGAUCAUAAAAGGUGGGAAGGGGUCUAACCAACCGGCCUAUGGCAUUGAUACUCUUCGAUGGUGGGUAGCAAGCCAUGCAACGCAGCAUUCCCAAAUCGUAGUCAGUAAAAAACUCCUAGAUGAUUGUCAAGCAGAACUAAUCAGAAUAAGAAACAUUAUGAAAUACCUCCUAGGCGUAGUUUCGGACGUUCAAAUAGACGAUUUUUCGAAAAUCCCAACACUUAACUAUUUCGAUAGCUAUAUGGUCAAAGAAUCAGAUAUAUUUGUCAACCAAAUAAAUGAGCAUUAUAAUAAUUUCAGAUAUAACCAUGUAGCACAGAGUAUACUACAUUUUAUAAGCAACAAAGUCUCAGCUUUGUAUUGCCACUGCAUAAAAGACAGGUUAUAUUGCUCCCAAAAAUAUUCCAACGAACGACUCUCAGCGCAAUUAGUAGUACACACGAUUCUAGUCUCUCUAUGCAAAGCUUUAGGGCCUAUUUUGCCGCAUCUAAUAGAAGAAGUCUGGCAAUAUCAUCCUUUGUAUAAAAAACCUUUUUAUUUUACUCAAGACUUGUCAAUUUUGCCGCCAAAAGACGUAGAUAUGUCAUUGAUGGACGCCAUAUUGGAUUUGAAAAGAGAAAUAUGUGUUUUAGCGAAGAAUGAAAAUUUGAAGAAGCUUGAAGCUAAUAUAGUAUUAAAUUCCGAUAUUUAUGAUAAGUUAAAUGUACUAAAUAAAACCGAUGGUGUAAACGAUAGCGUUUUGUGCGAGAUUUUAGAACUGUCAGCUGUCAGUUUGACAGUAAAAAAUGGCGGGAAUAGUUCGCUUGUUGAGUUGUCACAGAGUAAAAAAGGUCAGUGUUUGAGGUGCAGAAAGUAUAAUGUUGUUGAUAAUAGCGAUAAGUGUGUUAGAUGUGAUCAUGUUUUGAGCAAAAUUUAAAUUAAAUAUGUGUAAAUAUUGUAUUAAACUAGUACUUAGAUCAUUAUUAUUAUUUACUAGC
Molecule: messenger RNA, 3013 nt
Organism: Spodoptera litura
Lineage: Eukaryota; Metazoa; Arthropoda; Insecta; Lepidoptera; Noctuidae
Gene: IleRS-m
Product: Isoleucyl-tRNA synthetase, mitochondrial
Biological process (GO): mitochondrial translation; isoleucyl-tRNA aminoacylation
Cellular component (GO): mitochondrion
Molecular function (GO): isoleucine-tRNA ligase activity; aminoacyl-tRNA deacylase activity; tRNA binding
Source: RefSeq, a predicted model, not a curated record